Rotaria sp. Silwood1 is the source of this 675-nucleotide messenger RNA. The record is from the annotation of a GenBank genome assembly. Lineage: Eukaryota; Metazoa; Rotifera; Eurotatoria; Philodinida; Philodinidae.
UUCAUCUAUCUAUGAACUCAAAGUUCAUCCACAAUGGUAUAUUGUUGGAGAAGACAAACGUUCAUAUUUUCAUUCUGAAGGCAUUCAUUUUGUUGCACCUAACGCACGAUUUAUUAAUCGAAAAGAUAAUGUUCAUCUAGAUAUUUGGCCUAUGUAUAAUUAUCAUCCAAAUCAAACAAGAAUAGAAAACAAUAGUAAACCAAUGCUUUCUGAAUAUAAUAAAAAUUAUAAAUGGAAAUCAUCACCAAAAGAAUGGACAUUUCCAUUAGAAGAAUGUUUGUUUAGUGGAAUAAAAGUCUGGUGUCCAGCACAACCAGAAAAACUCGUAUCUAAUAUGUAUGAAGAAAUCUCUGUUGAAAUAUCAUCGACAAAAUGCAUCAAUGGCUCAUGGACAAAAUUAGAUGAAUAUAGAUUUGUAGAAACCAAGACAACAAUGAACAACCAGGAAACUAGUACUGAGCAGAUGACAACGUUACAGAUCAAAACUACAAGACUAGAUAAUGAUGAUCUCAUUGAAAAAGCUCUUCAACAAGUUCCAACAUGCACAUCAGGUGAUCGUUCUCGUCAAAGAAGCCUUUUGACUAAUCUUCAAGUUUGGUCUCAUCUAGCAGAACAAUAUAAUCUUCAGUAUUGGAUAUCAUAUGGAACACUUGUUGGUUAUGUUCAACGUCGUGG